UAAAUUGCACGUGUGGUUGUAAGGCUACAUAUUUCUGCUUUAAUUCUCUAGUGCCCAAUCUAAUUAAAUAGAUAGAAUACCGGUUCUGCUAGGGUUUACACAAGGUAUCUCCAUAGGUUCAUAACUGUGUUGUGACAAUAGAAGUAUCCCGACUUGGGAAUACCCUGUAAUACGAUACGGCAGUGUCAGUCCCCUCCGUGCCAACAUUGUGUUAGCGUGCAGGUGUCGAGCGCAGUCGAGCGCCUUUGUUGAUGCCUAUGCCUGAGGAGGGGCAUCUUUUUUGCAGUACAUCACGGAAACAGAGCUUCGUAUCGAACUAUUGGCGUUGGAGGCAAAUAAACACACAGACCGCGGAUCAUGGUAGCAGAGAUGUUGAGCUUUGGAGACAACAAGCAUCUAGAGGAAGGAGAUGGGAAGGUCCUCCCUCCUGACCAGAAAGAUACACCCCCGGAGUCUGAGAACAGCGCAUCAGAUGACACAGAGGCAUCAAGUGCGGGAAGCUCAUCAGAGGAAGAGGUGGAAGAGGAUGAGGAAGAUGAGGAAGACGAAGAGGGACAUACAGCAGAGAGUGAUGAAGGCGGUGCUCAUGACACAAGACACGAGGAGGCUCCGGACCCAGAGGCUGGGGAAAAACAAAAUGGUGUUUAUGGAAAGCCGUGCUGUGAAAAGUGCAAGGCCAUUCAGAAUCAUGAUUAUGAAGUUGUUACACCACGGAAAAUAUCCAGAGGACGUCUGCAGUUGACCCUGGCGUGUGAGGGGACGUACGAGUGCGCAGUGACCGGCCUGGUUUUCGAGGUCUCCCAGAGUGUCCGGAUUAAAUACUGCGUCCUCUCCUGGAGCAAGUUUGGCUCGUUCCUGAAGGACUCCUGGAAGUUUGCCGGGCCCAUCUUUGAUGUGGACUGCGACCCGGCCAUCCUCAAGUCCAUCCAGUUCCCGCACUCCCUCUGUCUGGCAGACGAGGACAGCGAUGUGACGUUUAGCGUCCUGCAUGUGAAGGACAGCAAGCCGCAGAUCGAGCCGUCGGUGGACCACUCCGGCAGCCACAUCAAGUGGACGGUGACGUCCCUGUCCCCCGUGGGCCCCAUCGUCCAGACCAGCCGGCCGGCGCAGCACCAUGGCGUCGUCCUCGUCUACAAGGAGGUGGGCCAGCAAGCCUCCUACUCCUUCAGGGUCUACCUGGCCUCCAACAACGACUCCGACAUCAAGGACAUUCAGAACGCGGUGCGAAGGUCCAAUAAGAAGUAUGUGAAGCUGGAGAAGCCCCCCACCUGUCAGCGCCUCCUAGAGGAGAGGAGGAAGUAUCGCCUGACCAGCGACCCCGAAGGGGACAUCACACCUGCAGAUUUCCAGUUCACGCUGGACGUGGUGAAGAUGAAAGGCUACUUUGAAGUGUUCUUCGAGCUGCCGCCCCCCUUCAAGCUGUCUCUCAUAGAGGUGGACUCGGACCAGCCACUCUGGGCAGCAACUAUCAGGGAAGGUGACUGUGUGUACAAGUGUGAGGAGAAACAGAAGAGGAAAGCAGAGAGGCGGAAACGGAGCACCAGCACAUCAGAGGAGGAGGUGUCCAAUAAGAGGCCUCGCUGGGCAGACGAGUCAGACGGAGUGAGGUCAGUGAGGGCGACGACGCUGGACGUGACGGACCAGCAGCUGAUGAAACUGGCCAAGUGCAUGGGCAAGGAGUGGAGACAGGUGGCCAUCUCGUGGCUGGGCCUCAGCAUCCUUGAGCUGGACAAACUGCAGUCCGGCGAAGAUGACCCCAUCAUGCAAAGGUUCCGCAUGCUGGACAACUGGAGGAGGAGGAACAAGGGCAAGGCCGGCCUCGACCAGCUGCACGACUGCCUCAACAAGGACGACGUGCCCACUGAGGUCCGAGACUGCCUGGAAGACAUGCUGCAGGGUAACUGUAGCAGUUGAGUGUGCUGCUGGACUUUUGGACGAGAAGGUCCAUCUGCUGGACCACUGGACCAAACACAAGGGACCAAAACACACCUCCGCCUGACCUUUCCGUUGGGCACUGUGUGUGUGUGUGCGUGCGUGCGUGCGUGCGUGCGUGCGUGUGUGUGUGUGUGCGCGAGCGUGCAUUACUUAACCUACACCAGGCAAAAGAUGCUUCCUUAAACUGACCUUUUAUUGAGUUUUUCAAACCACCUAUUCUCUGAAAAGAUCUUUCAAAAGGUCCAGGCUCCCUACAGAGCUACUCAUUUCAGCCUCUGGGUUUUUACCAGGGACAGUGCUGUAGGUCAAACCAGCUCUGGGAGGAUUUGAGAAUCCAAACUUAUGUUGACAAAAUACUGCAGAGAUGUCAGUACGGUGCUGCAGUCAGUACUGCCUGUGGAAAGCCUUGCCUACUGCCGUGUUGCAGUCAGUACUGCCUGUGGAAAGCCUUGCCUACUGGCGUGCUGCAGUCAGUACUGCCUGUGGAAAGCCGUUCUGAACCAAAGGUUGCCUACUGCCGUGUUGCAGUCAGUACUGCCUGUGGAAAGCCUUGCCUACUGGCGUGCUGCAGUCAGUACUGCCUGUGGAAAGCCGUUCUGAACCAAAGGUUCUGCAGUCAGUACUGCCUGUGGAAAGCCAUUCUGAACCAAAGGUUCAACUUGAUUUUGUAUAUUUGGAAAUGUUUUCCAUUCAUGUUUUUGGUUGAUUUUUUAAUGGUUUCAUUUCAUUUUAUUUUUUUAUAACAACUUUUUAUAUGAAAUUGUACAUAUUUGUUUACUCAUGAUGUGAUUCCCUGGACCAAAUAUGUCCAUGUCAUUUGUUAGUUGUUUGUUUGUUAUCUUUUUCUAUCUGGUUUAUCUGGUGGUACCUGUUGAAACUUGAUGGAGGUUGUAUUUGGCUUAUUGUCUGUUAUAAUAAGCUCUGGUCAGUAGAAUGGGAUUGGAAUAGCACUUCCUGUACUGGACGAAGGAUGAAGUCUAAGUGUAGCUCUCCAGGGAGCCAGACUGGUCCCUGAGCGACUACUCGCAGUCUUGACCCCUGUGAAACGUGGCCCAUUUAAACACGCAGCCUCCGCAGUACGGACUUAACAGAUAAGAGGAUGGGAGGAAAAGAGAUAAGUAUGGCACAUUGAAAUGAAUCAGGGCCAUUAUUACAGUUAAGCUCUCAGGCACAGCAUGCACUCAAGCUUGAAGGGAGUCGGAGGAGGAGGCGGUGUGGCUGGACCCACCUACUGUAGCACGAGACUGAGUAGCCAGAGGACUAAGGGUUAAGGGUCAAAGGUUAAAGGUUAAAGGUUGGGGGGUGGGUUGGCGUGGGUCCAGGCUUUUUUAUUAUCUGGAAAUCAUUCUGUUUACUGUAUGCCCUUAAGCCUAUGAGUACAGAAGCCUGUUUAGUUUGACUGAAUGAAAGAAAUGAUCAUGAAGUUCCUGCUGUGGUAACCCAUUCCACGGAUGUUUUAGUCAGCCGUACUGACAAAUGUCUUCAGGAGCAACUGCAGGACAUCUCAGGCCAAGGUGCAGAUUAUGCUCUUGAUUUGUACAGUCGGAUCAUGUUAACAAUGGUGCAGACCUCAGCUCUCUGUGCUUUGAAGGUAUGCCGUAGUGCAUGUCUUUUUUGUGUACAAAUCCUUGCACUAGUCCUCAGUCGAAACAGUACUCAUGUUGACCGUAGCCUUUGAACUGAAUCCUUAAACUUGGGUCGUUGUGGAAUUUCACUAAUGUAGCAUAAGAUGUGGCUGAAUAAAAGUUUUUUUUUGACUUGUCAUAUAAAACAUUAAGCCUUAAUUACUGCUGAAAAAUACUUUAUUGUAAACAGUCAAUAAACGGGGUUUUAAAUGUUUCAAUAAAUUCAAUAAAUACAAUAAAUAACAUUAUAAA
This is a messenger RNA of Alosa sapidissima (American shad), 3812 nucleotides long. RefSeq lists its product as uncharacterized. The transcript is spliced from 17 exons. Gene Ontology annotation, molecular function: protein binding. NCBI's taxonomy places the organism in Eukaryota, Metazoa, Chordata, Actinopteri, Clupeiformes, Clupeidae. The record is from RefSeq and is a predicted model, not a curated record. Gene Ontology annotation, cellular component: THO complex part of transcription export complex. The coding region runs from base 358 to 1914 and encodes 518 amino acids. Gene Ontology annotation, biological process: mRNA export from nucleus; signal transduction; regulation of DNA-templated transcription elongation.